Sinocyclocheilus grahami is the source of this 813-nucleotide messenger RNA. Its product is annotated as sideroflexin-5-like. Gene Ontology annotation, cellular component: mitochondrial inner membrane. Gene Ontology annotation, biological process: citrate transport; monoatomic ion transport; mitochondrial transmembrane transport. The record is from RefSeq and is a predicted model, not a curated record. Bases 97 to 543 code for a protein of 148 amino acids. Lineage: Eukaryota; Metazoa; Chordata; Actinopteri; Cypriniformes; Cyprinidae. Gene Ontology annotation, molecular function: citrate transmembrane transporter activity; monoatomic ion transmembrane transporter activity. The transcript is spliced from 7 exons.
ACGGAUGACUCGACCACUCUGAGGGAACUCUGCGUAACUUUGAGAUCUCAGUAAAACAGCCUUACUGACUGCACUGUGCAUCUGGGAACACCUGCCAUGCCUGCAUCGACUGAGUGCCCUCCGUUUAGACUCGGCGAGUCUCGGUUUGAUCAGCUUUGGGAGGCACAGAAGAUUAAACAGGCCAUCAUCCAUCCAGACACAGGAGAGAAGAUCCCCAUGCCCUUUCGCAUGUCAGGUAAGGGUGUGGGGCUGAAUCUUCUUAUUAAAAGAGCUGAGCAUUUCAGUCCAGCUACAAGAAUCCUGGUCCAGAGGUUCAUCCCGUUCCCUGCUGUUGGUUUGUACGUUAGGCUCCCUCUGCUGCAGAAGUGCCCUCGUCUCGGGCUGCCUGUUCACAGCAUGGUGUGUCUCUGCACGUUCGGCCUAGCACUGCCUGUUGCCAUCAGCCUGUUCCCCCAAAACAGUCAGAUCCACGUGUCAGAGCUCGAGCCAGAGAUCGCUGCUGCAACAGAGUGCAAGAUCCUGACUUACAACAAGGGUCUUUAACCAGUCAGAAUGCUUGACACCCAGCAACUAAUGUCGCUGUCCCUCACGCCACACACAGAGACAGACUCACACCAGCGCUAAUCGUCCUCUUGCCAUGCACUUGAACGUGGAAGUUGGAAAUAGAGGAUUUCAGGAUAUUUACAGCAGUGAAAACAAGUAUUCUUUUGAAUUUCCCUGUGAUGUACUUUAAAUUUACAUAAUUACCAGCCUUCCCAUUCAAGCAGUUCUGUAUUAUCUGACUACAAAAGACUGAAAAAUAAAUGUAAUUGU